UUAGACAAAUGACAAAUCAUUUUGUUGACUACAAAAAUAAAAACAAAUAUUGAUCCGAUUAUAAUCCAUAUUUUGUAGGUUGUACAAAGGCUUUGCCUUCUCCUGUUGCUGUCGUAAAAUUUCAUUCAUUUCGUAAAUUGCUAAGACUUAUCACUAUCACUACCAUUAAAGGAACGAAAAAAUUGUUUCAAUGGACGAAUUUGGUAUUCCCGUUGAAGAAUUUAUAAACGCAAUAAAAGAAUUUAAAAAUGUGUCGGAUCAAAUUAACGACGGAUGGCGGAUUUACGAAAAUCAAAAUGAAAUACAUAAAUCUUAUCUCAAAAAGGAAUCCUUCGUUAACUUUGAUUUACAAGGGGAAGUAACUCUUUGUAAAGUGGAAUAUAAUAUUUUCUAUAACGUUAGCUAUGCAGUUCCUUCGUUUAGUUUUAACGUUUGGAGGUCGAACGGGACUCUACUAACAAUCGAAGAGAUCAGACAACUGUCGUUCAUACAUAUAAAACGUGAGGAGUUCUACUCAGUUAUAACCCAACAGGAGCACCCUUUGUUCGGACGGCCAUAUUUCAUCAUGCAUCCUUGCCACACCGCCCAACUGCUGGCACAGUUCCGGCUCAACUCGAGAAAUAUUAUUGUCACAUUCCUAAGUCUUAUUACACCAUUAUUAAAACUAGAAUUGCCAUUAGAAUAUGGCCUUUAAAAUGUUUAGACAAAUUUGUAAUGUUUAAAUGUUUAAUCAGCAUUUUUGAACUAGUUUUCAUGUCGUCAAUGUUGUAAAAUAUUAGUGUGAUUUUAUCUAAUAUGUAUAACCCUUUCAAUGCUUGAAAUUUAGUAAUAUGAAAACCAAGUUACCAUUUUUGUCUUAACACAUCUAGCGCCACCAACUUUACUGGUGAGUCACAGUCACUUUAUUAUGAAAAAAUUAACAGCAUGGAAUGUGUUAAGAGUGAAAGCAAUCUAGUCAAUAUUACUACUACCUGUUUAAAAAUUAUGCCGUCAUGGAGGGAAAGAGAAGAAAAAUCUUUUUCUUAUGCCACUAACAUGUUAUGUGAACGAGUCUUUGAAAAAUAAAGAAAACAACUUAUUUCAAGGGAUUACUAAAGCACAAGUCAUCUUAUUGACAUAAAAUAUUAUAGAAUUAGAGAAAGCAUUUAGUAGUUAUUAUGUAUUUUAUCUAUUCUAUUUAAAAAAAAAUAUAUAAUCUGCAUGCUUCUUCUAUAAAAAAAUAUUAAAAAAUAAAGUACCUUUCGCUUGCUAUUUACUGUUUAAAAGAUAAUUAUUGCGUACAAUAGUUUUUAAUUCAUAUUAAUCUUUUUAAAUAUGCAAGAGGUAUUUUUAUUUUGUGUGAAGUAUGCCAGUAUUGCCAAAUAGAAAUCUAUAACCACCGCCUACCUCUUUGCAGUGCCACAGUAGCUCUAUAGAUAUUGAAAAUGCUAUUAGUUCUACAAUCCUGCUCAAAAUAUCUAAUUUAUUUUUUAUUUAUUAAUAUUCAACGGUAUUAUCGAUCU
Molecule: messenger RNA, 1502 nt
Organism: Papilio xuthus (Asian swallowtail)
Lineage: Eukaryota; Metazoa; Arthropoda; Insecta; Lepidoptera; Papilionidae
Gene: Atg10
Product: Autophagy-related 10
Exons: 2
Coding region: 191-694 (167 amino acids)
Biological process (GO): protein lipidation; protein modification by small protein conjugation; autophagy of mitochondrion
Cellular component (GO): cytosol
Molecular function (GO): Atg12 conjugating enzyme activity
Source: RefSeq, a predicted model, not a curated record